AGCUUCCAAUGGAACAGUGUCUAAUUUGCUUACCAAGGCGGAGAAUCCUGUGGCCAGAGCUUCCCCAGCGAUGGACGCGGUGGUUAAGGUUUUUUGUUUCCAUUCGAAGCUGAAUUUCUCGCUGCCGUGGCAGAGAAAUCGGCAGAACAGCUCGACCAGCAGCGGCUUUAUUAUCAAGGGCAGGAGGGUUUUGACGAAUGCACAUUCUGUAGAGCACUAUACGCAGGUUAAGCUGAAGAAGAGGGGUUCAGACACCAAAUAUGUCGCCACCGUGCUUGCAAUUGGGGAAGAAUGCGAUAUUGCUUUGCUAACAGUAGAGGAUGAGGAGUUCUGGGGAGGGGUUUCGCCGGUAGAAUUUGGGGAUCUGCCGGCGCUUCAAGAUGCGGUGACAGUUGUUGGCUAUCCGAUUGCGGGCAAGGGCGAUGCCAUCUCUGUGACAAGUGGAGUUGUUUUGCGAAUAGGAAUUGUUUCGUACGUUCACGGAUCAUCGGAUCUUUUGGGAAUGCAGCUUGUGGUCCUUCAGACGAAGACUGCUAAAGCCACAACCGUGGACAUUCUGGCAACUCAUUGCAUACCAUCAGCCGUGUCGGAUGAUCUCAAAGCAUGA
Messenger RNA from Salvia hispanica, 607 nucleotides. The record is from RefSeq and is a predicted model, not a curated record. Lineage: Eukaryota; Viridiplantae; Streptophyta; Magnoliopsida; Lamiales; Lamiaceae.